AUGGUAUUUAUUUGUUAUUCAUCAAUGACCUUUCCACAUCAACAGUAUUUAUCAUAUGUUAAGGUCAUGGGGUCUUAUGUGCAGAUUUUUUUUAAUGCCUCUAAAAUUCUGUUUUAUAGAUUAACCUAUAUCGUGUGCCAAGUGUUUAAAAGGGUUUAUUUGCCAACAAGUAUGAAGAGACAUAUUGAUGUAUCUGAGCUGCUUAGGUUUAUCAAAGGUCACCUGGAUAUCUUCAGUUGCAUCAUCCCUGUAUUUAAAUUGAGCUUUAAUAAAUUGCUUCAGUCCAAAAAUUACAGGAAAGGUGUAUUCUUAAUUGAUGAAUGA
Molecule: messenger RNA, 324 nt
Organism: Rangifer tarandus platyrhynchus (Svalbard reindeer)
Lineage: Eukaryota; Metazoa; Chordata; Mammalia; Artiodactyla; Cervidae
Source: the annotation of a GenBank genome assembly